CGGGCGGGGCGGGGCGGGGCGGGGCGGCGGGAUUAUGUAAGGGCGGCGGAUUACCGGGGCCCGGGCCCGGGGCGCGGCCGUGGCGGCGGCGCCGCGAUGGGAGCGACGAGCAGCGGCCCCGGGCCGGCCCCUGCCCCGGUGCGGCCCCCCCAGGGCCGAGCCGUGGGGUCGUGGGUGCGGGCGCUGCUGAGCCGCGCCGGGCCGGUACCGGUACCGGGGUCGGUACUCGCCCUGGCCCCGCGGGGCCCCGCCGAGGAGCCGCCGCUGCCCGGGUGGCCGCUGCCGCAGCUCGUCUCGCUUUUCCUGCCGGAGUUCCCCGUCCGCCCCUCCGCCCGCCAGCAGCAGCUCAAGAUCCUGGGCUUCGUGGCCAAAGGCUCCUUCGGGACCAUCCUCAAAGUGCUGGACUGCGGGCGGGAGAAGGUCUGCGCCGUGAAGGUCGUCCCCAAAGUGGAGGUGCUGCGCCGCGACACCCUCAAGCAGUGCAAGGAAGAAGUCAGCAUCCAGAGACAGGUCAGGCACCCGUUUGUCCACGGGCUGGGGGACAGCUGGCAGGGCCAGCGCCACCUCUUCAUCAUGUGCACCUACUGCAGCACCGGAGACCUGCACGCGCUGUGGCGUGCCGCCGGGCACUUUGCCGAAGCCACCGUCCGCCUGUUUGCAGCCGAGCUGGUGCUGGUGCUGGUGUACCUCCAUGACCUGGGCAUCAUGCACAGAGACGUGAAGAUGGAGAACAUCCUCCUGGAUGAGAGAGGGCACCUCAAGCUCACCGACUUCGGCCUCUCCCGGCACUUGCGGUGGGGCGAGCGAGCCCACACCAUCUGCGGCACCCUGCAGUACAUGGCCCCAGAGGUGCUGAGCGGGGGGCCCUACAGCCACACAGCCGACUGGUGGUCCCUGGGAGUCCUGCUCUUCGCCCUGGCCAGCGGGGAGUUCCCUGUGGCACCGGCGGGGGACCACGUGGCCAUGCUGGAGCGCGUCAAGGAGAGCAGCUACGAGAUCCCACCUGCGUUCAGCCCCGCACUGGCCCGGCUGCUUGCCGAGCUGCUGUGCCACAACCCCCUGCGCCGCCUGCGCUACCUCCACCAUUUCCAGGGCCACCCCUUCUUCCGCGGGGUGGCCUUCGACGCCGACCUGCUGCAGAAGGACCCGGUGGCGAUGGCGGUGGCCCCGCGCCCCCUCGAGCAGCCCCCACCCGAUCCUGCCACCUUCGCUGACUUCGACUGCGACCUCGCCGUCUCCCCGGGCCGGCCUUGGCCUGGCUGAGCCACCAUGGCUGGGACCCCCGACGUCGCUCAGGGACACCCCCCCACCACCCCUUACCCCGGCAGCGGGUUGGACCCUGCUGGGCCGGGUCCCUCUUACCCCAACGCUGUACCUCUCCCCGCGGGAGCAAUAAACUCGAGAGCCGCGGGCACCGCUGUGGGUGCUGCUCUGACUCCUGCGGGG
Molecule: messenger RNA, 1446 nt
Organism: Harpia harpyja (harpy eagle)
Lineage: Eukaryota; Metazoa; Chordata; Aves; Accipitriformes; Accipitridae
Gene: RSKR
Product: ribosomal protein S6 kinase related
Exons: 12
Coding region: 97-1263 (388 amino acids)
Biological process (GO): protein phosphorylation
Molecular function (GO): protein serine/threonine kinase activity; ATP binding
Source: RefSeq, a predicted model, not a curated record